Molecule: messenger RNA, 1143 nt
Organism: Triticum dicoccoides
Lineage: Eukaryota; Viridiplantae; Streptophyta; Magnoliopsida; Poales; Poaceae
Exons: 2
Coding region: 90-857 (255 amino acids)
Biological process (GO): mitochondrial proton-transporting ATP synthase complex assembly
Cellular component (GO): mitochondrial membrane
Source: RefSeq, a predicted model, not a curated record
GUCAUUCUCAUUUCCCCUGCUUCCAGAACACCACCACUCCCCACGGACGACUCUUCUCGCCGCGCAAACCCUAGCUAGCUAAUUCUCCCAUGGCGACGGCGAGGCUGCGAUCCGCGUCGGCGUCCUCCCUCCGCGGGAUCCUCCUCCGCCACUGCUCCGCGCCCCCGCGCGCCGUCUCAGAUUUUCAGGUUCCUGGAUCUGCAACAUGGAGGCAUUUCUCAACAUGCAGGCCUAACCCUCUUGCAAAAGGGAACAGCUUUGGCUCAAUGGCUUCUCUGUACAGCCAGACAAGAUGGGCUUCUCAAGCCACUGCUGUGAAAGAAACUGACCCCAGUGGCGGCAAGAUAAGCAUUGGGCCCAAAUCCAAGCAGAUCAAGGAGGAGGACAAAGAUGAUGGACUGGUUUAUCAGGGACCGAUAUCAUCAACCAUCAAGAAAGUGAAGCUUCUGUCCCUGUCCACCUGCUGCCUCUCUGUGUCGCUAGGCCCUGUCAUAACGUUCAUGACUUCGCCCGACAUGAAUGUGAUCCUCAAGGGAGGAGUCGCAUCCACCGUGAUCUUCCUCAGUGCCACAACAACCGCAGCCCUGCACUGGUUCGUGAGCCCCUACAUCCACAAGCUGAGAUGGAGGCAGGGUUCAGAUAGCUUCGAGGCGGAGAUAAUGUCAUGGCUGGCUACACCCCUGAAGAAGACGAUCAAGUUUGCUGACAUCAGGCCCGCAGAGACUAACCGGCCUUUCGUCACCUUCAGGGCCGACGGGAACUUCUACUUCGUCGACGCCGACCACUUCCCCAACAAGGCCUUGCUGGAGAGGCUCACGCCUAAGCUCCCCAACGAGUCCGCGUUCAAGAACUUGUGAUGGAAGCUACUGUUUUGCCCGCAUUCGUGCUCUUGAACCUGGCUGAGCUAUCGAGUCCUUUUUCCUGUAGCUAAUACUUGUGAGAAUUUGUGGUAUAAGGUAUCGCCGUUGUUUUUAGUUCAGUACGGAGAUUUGUGAAUCGCUGGCGUGGAAUAUUUUUAACUCCUGGACGAUUUUGAAUAAGUAGCAGCAACAUAUCCCUCUUUUGUGAUUGCCAAUUUAGAUUGGCAGUGGUAUCUAUUUGCAGAUUCUCUUGAAGCUAGGGAAAACAUUGUGCGACUUGUUA